This is a messenger RNA of Artibeus jamaicensis (Jamaican fruit-eating bat), 4987 nucleotides long. It is a transcript of the gene TXLNA, whose product is annotated as taxilin alpha. The coding region runs from base 223 to 1911 and encodes 562 amino acids. Gene Ontology annotation, molecular function: syntaxin binding. The record is from RefSeq and is a predicted model, not a curated record. The transcript is spliced from 11 exons. NCBI's taxonomy places the organism in Eukaryota, Metazoa, Chordata, Mammalia, Chiroptera, Phyllostomidae.
AUUGAUUGGCUGCGGGGAGCAGGCGGCUCUGCCGGCAGCGGUUACCCAGGGUUUCCGGUGCGAGACCAGAGCGGGCGAAGCCGUCAGGACGUCAGUGGUGGGGUCCGUACCCCGAAGACUAGAGGGAGAAGGCUAUCAAGGGCUGAGAAUUUCGAAGUCUGGAAAAUAGCGAGAGUGCUUGUUUCUGUAGGAUCUGCUUCUCACCUGACAUUGCAAACCACAAUGAAGAACCAAGACAAAAAGAAUGGGGCUGCCAAACAAUCAGGCAACACUUCCAACCCAAAAAGCAAUCCGGGGCAAGCGGAAGCAGGAACAGAGGGAGCCCAGGGGCUGCCGAGUCAGUCGGCCUCUGCGACAGAAGCUGAAGGUUCCUCCAGCCAGGCUCCCGGGAAUACAGAGGUAGGAGCACAAGCCAAAACUGCUCAGUCUGGUGCCCUCCGUGAUGUCUCUGAGGAGCUGAGCCGCCAGCUGGAAGAUAUCCUGAGUACGUACUGCUUGGACAACAAUCAGGGCGGCCCAGGUGAAGAUGGUGCACAGGGUGAGCCUACUGAACUCGAAGAUGCAGAGAAGUCCCGGACCUAUGCCACAAGGAAUGGGGAGCCUGAGCCAGAGACUCCAGUGGUCAAUGGUGAGAAGGAGACCUCCAAGGGGGAGCCAGGCACAAAUGAGAUCCGGGCAAGUGAUGAGGUGGGAGACCGAGACCACCGAAGGCCGCAGGAGAAGAAGAAAAUCAAGGGUCUGGGAAAGGAGAUUACGUUACUGAUGCAGACGUUGAACACGCUGAGUACCCCAGAGGAGAAGCUGGCAGCUCUGUGCAAGAAGUAUGCUGAACUGCUGGAGGAGCACCGGAACUCCCAGAAGCAGAUGAAGCUCCUGCAAAAGAAGCAGAGCCAGCUGGUGCAGGAGAAGGACCACUUGCGCGGCGAGCACAGCAAGGCCAUCCUGGCCCGCAGCAAGCUCGAGAGCCUGUGCCGAGAGUUGCAGCGCCACAACCGUUCCCUCAAGGAAGAAGGUGUGCAGCGGGCCCGGGAGGAGGAAGAGAAACGCAAGGAGGUGACCUCCCACUUCCAGGUGACGCUGAAUGACAUUCAGCUGCAGAUGGAGCAGCACAAUGAGCGCAAUUCCAAGCUGCGCCAGGAGAACAUGGAGUUGGCCGAGAGGCUCAAGAAGCUGAUUGAGCAGUAUGAGCUGCGAGAGGAGCACAUCGACAAAGUCUUCAAACACAAGGACCUGCAGCAGCAGCUGGUGGACGCCAAGCUCCAGCAGGCCCAGGAGAUGCUGAAGGAGGCAGAGGAGAGGCACCAGCGGGAGAAGGAUUUUCUCCUCAAAGAGGCAGUGGAGUCCCAGAGAAUGUGUGAGCUGAUGAAGCAACAGGAGACCCACCUGAAACAGCAGCUUGCCCUGUACACGGAGAAGUUUGAAGAGUUCCAGAACACUCUUUCCAAAAGCAGUGAGGUGUUCACAACAUUCAAACAAGAGAUGGAAAAGAUGACUAAGAAGAUCAAGAAGCUGGAGAAAGAAACGACCAUGUACCGGUCCCGGUGGGAGAGCAGCAACAAGGCCCUGCUGGAGAUGGCUGAAGAGAAAACACUCCGGGACAAAGAGCUGGAGGGCCUGCAGGUGAAAAUCCAGCGGCUGGAGAAGCUGUGCCGGGCACUGCAGACAGAGCGCAAUGACCUGAACAAGAGGGUCCAGGACCUGAGUGCUGGGGGCCAGGGCCCCCUCACCGAAAGCAGCCCUGAACAAAGGCCAGAGGCUGCCACUGCGUCCAAGGAGCAGGGUGGCGAGGGGUCUGGGGCCCGAGCACCUAGCUCCCCAGGAGCCACAGGAGCUCCUUGCUGCCCUGGAGCACCAAGCACAGAAGCAUCUGGCCAAACAGGGCCCCAGGAGCCCGCCUCCACCACUGCCUAGGGAGCCUGACCCUGGGGGCAUGCUGGGAAGGGAGUGAGCCACCCAGCCAGGCCUGUCCUGUGCAAGGCUCCCACUGCUAAGCAAUUCAGUGCUGAGGCCUAGGGCACUCUGACCUCGCUGGCAUCUGACACUUCGCAGUUUUGGAUUUUGUGGGUCAGUUUUACGUACAUAGGACAUGUGCAAGGCCUCGUACAUUUAUAUCUGUAAGUGUAAAAUAGGCUUGCAUUGGAGGUGGGGUGUGUACAGAUGAACUCAGUGGCUCUUCUGUGAGCUAAAGUGGAGCUGUCAUCUGUGUAGUUGCCUUCACAGUGACCUGGCAGGACAAGUGACUUGAACAUUUUCUGCCUGAGUUGAGGCUCAGACCCCUCCCUCCCUGCCCUUCAGGGAUGGUAACAAGUGACACACCCAGGCCUUGACCAUGUUUCUCUUGUUAGCGGGGCUUGGGCAGCUCUGGCUCUCCUAGCUCCCCUGGAAGCUCCUUGGCUAUUCUUAACCCGGAGGGGGUCCCCAGGCAGAGCCUUGGCGGGGCACUCAGAGCUGGUGUUCAAACCACUUUCCUGCCCAGGACAGGGACCUGGAGAAUGUUUCUGUGUGGAAUGGUGCACUGGUAGGGAGCCCCUUGGGCACCGCUUCUCCUGCCCUCUGGCAGUGUCAGGACCAGGCCAAUGAUGCUUCUCAGUAGCCUUAUCAUUCACAGGUGCCUCUAGCCUGCACAAAUGAUUGACAAGAGAUCACCCAAAGGAUUCUUUCUGAAGGUUUUUUGGUUUUUGUUUCUGUUGCACGUGAUAGUGUUUGUGUUGAGGACCUUCGGAGGGAGAAGUGCUCUAUCAGUCGUGCCUGGGUUCCUGGCCUCUGGUAACCCCACCCUCCCCGCCCCACCUGGCACCUCUGUCCUGUUGGUGCUUAGGUUUCCCAUCUGAUGGAAUCAAACUGUAGCAAGAGAAAGGAAAGGGCUUCUCAUGGUCUUACCACAAGCACCUGUGUGGGUCUCAACCUGGAAGGCCGCCGCCAGUUCCCAUCACCGCUGUCUGUGCAGCAGUUGCUGAGCCCCAGGGGAUCGACUGUCCCCGCUGGCAGUAUGGGUGUUUCUGCUUCCUGCCCUUGCCCUAGUGUGUAGUCCUUGAGGUUUGCUCUCGUUCUGUUGUCCAAGGAAUAAGAUCUGAGGUGUAUCCUUGACACCCCACUUGUGUGGGAGCCCCAGCUCUCAUCUGACAACUGAUGGGUAAGAAUGAGACUCAGCAAUUGACUGAACCCCAGAAAUCCACAGAAUGACUGCAGAUACUUAUAUCAGUCCUUCUCCCGUACCCAUACUCCCCACCCCUUCCACGUCACCCCAUACUCUGGAAGUUCUGUUGGCUGCACACUUGCUGGGGUGUCACCUGGUCUUUGAAUAGAGCGGUUUUCUGGAGCAACACAGUCUUGGGUCAGGAAGCAAGGCUCUGCUGGGCUCGGGGUGCUACACUCCACCUCCAUUUUCAUACAGGCCCUUUCAUCUUUCACAACUAGCCUACUCUUUCAGCCCUUAAAUCCCUCUCAUAAAAUAGGUUCGUGAAGUGUUAAGUACUCCUAAACCGUGUUCUGACUUAGACCAGAGAUGGCAAAUGCAAGGUACACCAUUUCUUCUCUGACCCCAUAGUAGGUACCACUAAUCUGCUUUGGAGUAUUUCCUGCUCAUUCCUGGUAUUUCCUCCUUUCUCAUGGUUUGCUCAGCAGCCAGUAUAAGUGCUGAGACCUGUUUACCAUCCCUGGCUAAGAUACUGCUCUCCUGUGGAGAGAGAAGUGUUUCCUAAGGUCGUCUUCCCCUCUGAAAUGCCUGUGUCUAGAAUGGUCCCUGCCCAUGCCUCUUCCUGGUCCAGUAAGGCUCUGUCCCCCAGCCUCUGCCAGGCUGAGGUACAUGAGAGCCACAGCCCCAUACAGGGUUUGCUGAGCUAUGGAAACAGGGAAGAGGCAGAAGCUCCCACCUGCCCCCUUUAUAGAUCAGGUAGGCCUGCAGUGGCCCGUGUGAUUCCCUGCCUGUUUCAGCUACCUCUUAAAGCCUGUGGGGGUUAGUGGGGCAGGGGCUGUUGGAGCCCAGAGUGGUGGGGUGGGAACUUGGCACAGCAGCCCUCUGAAACCAGGUCUAGCUUUGCAGAGCUACAGUGAGCAAGGCGGCCCCAGCAGGACUUCCCAGGUCUGAAGUAAUAGGCCCUGGGCAGGGUAGACAGCACCUUUGCUCUCAGCUCUGGGCAUCCUGGCCGGGCAUGGGUGGGGACCCCAUUUCUCUAACGCCAUUGACCAAAUCUUAAUCACUACAGCUGCUCUGCUUGCUCUGCUUCCAAAGUCAGCCCAGGCACCUGGGUGCUACCCACGCCAGCCAGGAGCCUGGUCCUGACGCGAGGGAGGCGGCCUCUGGGAAGGCCAGCGCCUUCCUCACUGGGGUGGGUCCCGUGCACAUGACCUCAGUUGUAGGACCAAGAGCCGUGCUGGUUUCUUAGACUGCUAGCUUUUUCUCCAGGGGCCCACAGUGGGCAAGGCUCAUGGCCCAGCGCCCUUGGCUCUGCUGAAAGUGAUUCGUGUUCACCAUGUCGGCUGAGAAUUUCAUGUGCACCGGAUUCUGAGAGGUGUCGCAGCACUUUUUUUAAAAUUUGUGUUUGUUUUCUGUGAGGUUUUUGGACCACAGGUGGGGCUCAGGCACUUUUCUGUAAGAGAAUGUUAACGUCGGUGAAGGUGGUUAUUUUCCCUUUCACCCCAUUGUGGCCCUGCUGAGGGCUGACCAAGAGGCCAGUGGGGCUGCCCUGGUGUCUGUGGGGGAGGGCCGAGGCCUGCCCAGCUGAUUCUCCAGCUGCUGCUCAGCCCUCCCACCGUGCACAGUAUAGAGGGUCACCCCAGGGACAGCCAGGCACCUGCCUGGGGGUGGGGUGCUGCCAUCUGUCCCUAUCACUGCUUCCCUCCUGGCCCAGCUUGACCUCCCAGAUUUGUUUGAAGCUGUGCUGACAGCUUUUUUUUUUUUUUGGUCUCAUUUUGGUAUUCACAACAGCCAGGGAUUUGAUUUUGAUGUAUUUUAAACCACAUUAAAUAAAAAAGUCUGUUGCCUUAC